Messenger RNA from Electrophorus electricus (electric eel), 5646 nucleotides. The record is from RefSeq and is a predicted model, not a curated record. Lineage: Eukaryota; Metazoa; Chordata; Actinopteri; Gymnotiformes; Gymnotidae.
AUGUUCAGAUUUGUGGAUUCACGGACUGUUCUGCUACUUGUAGCAACACAAUUUAUUUUGCUAUCCGUUGUCAGAUGUCAACAGGAAGAUGACCAGGAGGAGGUAGGCGGCUGCAUCCAGGAUGGCCGCCAGUACGCAGACCGUGCAGUGUGGAAGCCAGAGGCGUGUCGUGUCUGUGUGUGUGACUCGGGGGCGGUGCUGUGUGAUGAGGUCAUCUGCGAGGAGCUGAGGGAUUGUGCCAAUCCUGUCAUUCCGCCUGGAGAGUGCUGCCCCGUUUGUCCUGCUGAUCACGACCAGCCUAGCGGUCCGCGGGGUAGUGUGAAGGGACAGAAAGGAGAACCCGGUGAGAUUGCAGAUGUUGUAGGACCAAAAGGACCUGCUGGCCCCAUGGGACCCCCAGGAGAGCAGGGCCCACGCGGAGAGAGAGGAGCUAAGGGUGAGAAGGGAAGUCCAGGCCCCAGAGGAAGAGAUGGUGAGCCCGGCACUCCAGGCAACCCUGGACCUCCUGGACCUGCUGGACCACCAGGUCCUCCCGGACUCGGAGGAAACUUUGCGGCUCAGAUGGCUGGUGGUUUUGAUGAGAAAGCAGGAGGAGCACAGAUGGGUGUGAUGCAAGGACCAAUGGGCCCCAUGGGUCCCCGUGGCCCUCCUGGCCCUUCUGGAGCACCUGGCCCACAAGGUUUCCAAGGCAACCCCGGAGAGCCUGGUGAACCUGGACCUGCUGGCCCUCUUGGACCCCGUGGCCCCCCUGGACCAUCUGGAAAAUCAGGAAGUGACGGUGACCCUGGAAAACCCGGUAAGGCAGGUGAGCGUGGACCUCCAGGACCUCAGGGAGCACGUGGAUUCCCUGGAACUCCUGGACUUCCUGGCAUCAAGGGACAUAGAGGACACCCAGGUAUUGAUGGUGUAAAGGGAGAGACUGGAACUGCUGGAGCCAAGGGUGAGGCAGGUGCCCCCGGAGAGAAUGGUGCCCCUGGACCAAUGGGCCCACGUGGUCUGCCUGGUGAAAGGGGACGUCCUGGACCUUCGGGAUCUGCUGGCGCCCGUGGUAAUGAUGGCCUGCCUGGUCCCGCGGGUCCUCCUGGUCCUGUUGGACCUGCUGGUGCCCCAGGUUUCCCAGGAUCCCCUGGUUCUAAGGGUGAGGCAGGCCCUACUGGAGCUCGUGGACCUGAGGGAGCACAAGGGCAACGUGGAGAGGCUGGUACACCUGGAUCUCCUGGCCCGGCUGGUGCCUCUGGUAACCCUGGUGUUGAUGGUAUUCCUGGAGCCAAAGGAUCUGCCGGUGCUCCCGGUAUUGCUGGUGCCCCAGGUUUCCCAGGGCCCCGUGGGCCACCUGGACCUCAGGGAGCUACUGGACCUCUGGGUCCCAAGGGCCAGAGUGGAGAUCCAGGUAUUCCAGGAUUUAAGGGUGAGGCUGGACCAAAAGGAGAGCGUGGUGUUGCAGGACCUCUUGGUCCCCCAGGCCCAUCUGGAGAGGAGGGUAAGAGAGGACCAAGAGGAGAGCCUGGUGCUGCUGGGCCUCUUGGACCUCCUGGAGAGAGAGGAGCUCCAGGUAACCGUGGAUUCCCUGGUCAGGAUGGUCUUGUUGGUGCUAAGGGUGCACCUGGUGAUCGUGGUGUUCCUGGAGUGUCUGGACCAAAAGGAGCUACUGGAGAUCAUGGUCGUACAGGCGAGCCUGGACUUCCUGGAGCCAGAGGCCUCACUGGUCGUCCAGGAGAUGCUGGACCCCAAGGGAAAGUUGGGCCAGCUGGUGCCUCUGGUGAUGACGGUCGCCCUGGUCCCCCUGGUCCUCAGGGAGCUCGUGGACAGCCUGGUGUGAUGGGAUUCCCAGGUCCCAAGGGAGCCACUGGUGAGCCAGGCAAAGCCGGAGAGAAAGGACUUGUUGGCAGCCCUGGGCUGAGAGGUUUACCUGGUAAAGAUGGUGAGACUGGACCAGUUGGUCCUAAUGGCCCUGCUGGGCCUGCUGGAGAGAGAGGAGAACAGGGCCAGCCUGGUCCCCCUGGCUUCCAGGGCCUACCAGGACCUUCUGGGCCACCAGGAGAGAAUGGUAAACCAGGUGACCAGGGUCUUCCUGGUGAGGGUGGCGCCCCUGGUGUAGUUGGGCCAAGAGGUGAGCGUGGGUUCCCUGGUGAGAGAGGAGGUGCUGGGCCUCAGGGUCUUCAGGGACCCAGAGGACUUCCUGGUACUCCAGGAACUGAUGGACCCAAGGGUGCGAUAGGCCCAUCUGGUGCUACUGGUGCACAAGGCCCUCCUGGUCUACAGGGCAUGCCUGGGGAGAGAGGAGGUUCAGGCAUCCCUGGAGCUAAGGGUGACAGGGGUGACACUGGAGAGAAAGGACCUGAAGGAGCUCCUGGCAAAGAUGGCUCAAGAGGUUUGACUGGUCCAAUUGGCCCACCUGGUCCUUCUGGCCCCAAUGGAGCUAAGGGUGAAACUGGUGCUAUUGGCCAAACUGGACCUGCUGGUGCCCGUGGUGCCCCUGGUGACCGUGGUGAGGUUGGACCUCCUGGACCUGCUGGUUUUGCUGGACCUCCUGGUUCUGAUGGUCAGCCUGGAUCCAAGGGAGAGCAAGGAGAGUCAGGUCAGAAAGGAGAUGCUGGAGCCUCUGGACCUCAAGGACCAUCUGGAGCACCCGGCCCAGUUGGCCCAACUGGCAUUUCUGGACCUAAAGGAGCCCGUGGAGCACAAGGAGCCCCAGGUGCUACUGGUUUCCCAGGUGCUGCAGGAAGAGUUGGACCACCUGGUCCCAACGGUAACCCUGGCCCUGCUGGCCCAUCUGGUCCUGCUGGCAAAGAUGGUCCUAAGGGAACUCGUGGUGAUGCUGGGCCUCCAGGAAGACAAGGAGAUGCUGGACUGCGUGGGCCUUCUGGAGCCCCUGGAGAGAAAGGAGACUCUGGAGAAGAUGGUCCCCCAGGUCCUGAGGGUCCUUCUGGACCUGCAGGUCUUGCUGGCCAGCGUGGUAUUGUUGGUCUGCCUGGCCAGCGUGGUGAGAGAGGUUUCCCUGGUCUCCCAGGACCUUCGGGUGAGCCUGGCAAACAGGGAGGUCCAGGUGGUGCUGGUGACCGUGGCCCGCCUGGUCCUGUUGGACCCCCUGGACUGACUGGACCUUCUGGAGAAACUGGACGUGAGGGUAAUCCUGGAUCUGAUGGGCCUCCUGGCAGAGAUGGUGCUCCUGGUGUUAAGGGUGAGCGUGGUAACACAGGUCCUGUUGGUGCCCCUGGUGCCCCUGGUCCCCCUGGCUCUACUGGUCCUGCUGGUCCUGUGGGCAAGCAGGGAGACAGAGGAGAGAACGGGCCACAAGGACCUGCUGGACCUCCUGGACCUGCUGGGGCUAGAGGCAUGGCUGGACCCCAAGGACCCCGUGGAGACAAGGGCGAGACUGGUGAGGCUGGAGAAAGAGGACAGAAAGGCCACAGAGGAUUCACUGGUCUGCAGGGUCUUCCUGGACCUCCUGGUUCUUCUGGUGACCAGGGUUCUGCCGGACCUGCCGGACCUAGUGGACCCAAGGGACCCACUGGACCAGUUGGUCCAGCUGGAAAGGAUGGAUCGAACGGUCAGCCUGGACCCAUUGGACCCCCUGGACCUCGUGGACGCUCUGGAGAGGCUGGCCCAGUUGGUCCUCCUGGUAAUCCUGGACCCCCUGGCCCUCCUGGUCCUCCAGGCCCUGGCAUUGAUAUGUCUGCCUUUGCUGGACUGUCUCAGCCAGAGAAGGGUCCCGAUCCUCUGCGUUACAUGCGUGCUGAUGAUGCUUCGACCUCUCUGAGGCAGCAUGAUGUGGAAGUGGAUACCACCCUGAAAUCAAUCAACAGCCAGAUCGAAGACAUCCGCAGCCCAGACGGCUCACGCAAGAACCCUGCUCGCACCUGCCGGGACCUGAAACUCUGCCAUCCUGAAUGGAAGAGCGGUGACUACUGGGUAGACCCUAACCUUGGCAGCAGUGCUGAUGCCAUCAAGGUCUUCUGCAACAUGGAAACUGGAGAGACAUGUGUGUACCCCACUAAUCCCAGUGUCCCACGCAAGAACUGGUGGAGCAGCAAGAGCAAGACACACAAGCAUGUGUGGUUUGGGGAGAGCAUGUCUGGUGGCUUCCAUUUCAGCUAUGCUGAGAAUGGCCAGAUUCCAAGUAUGGCCAAUAUUCAGCUUAACUUCCUCAGACUGCUGUCUGCUGAGGCCUCUCAGACCAUCACCUAUCACUGCAAGAACAGCGUGGCCUACAUGGACCAGGCCACAGGAAACCUGAAGAAGGCCCUUCUGCUGCAGGGUUCCAACUAUGUGGAAAUCAGAGCAGAGGGCAACAGCCGAUUCACAUAUGGCGUGCUUGAGGAUGGCUGCAAGAAGCACACAGAGCAGUGGGGUAAGACUGUGAUUGAGUACAAAACUCAGAAGACAUCUAGACUGCCCAUUGUGGACAUUGCUCCUAUGGACAUCGGUGGAGCUAACCAGGAGUUUGGAGUGGACAUUGGACCAGUCUGCUUCUUGUAAAAAUAUGGACACGAUAUAAGACAUGGAAAGAUAUAAAUGAUAAGCAGUAGCUCCAUGAAGAAGCAAUACACUCUCCAAAUAAAGAAAUAUGGAAGUAAAGGAAAAGAAAAGGAAAUUGAAAAUUGAAAAUUGAUGAAUGCUUUUUCUCCAAAACACAAAAGUUGUGUUGUCCACGUUUAGUGCCCUGGAGACCAGCACUAAGCAGCACUGGCCCAUGAAUCUCUCCCUCUGAAAUCCAGCCAUGUUUCUCAUCAACCUCAGUGAAGUCCUUCUUCCAUAUGGGAGCCGAGAGGAGAAAGGAGCGAGCAAGCAAGACUUAACGAGUAAGAGAUGAAAAGUACAGAAACAUGGCUAGAUGUCAUCACAUUUGGCAGGGUGGAUGGUGCUUUAGAGCUGGGUGCUACAGAUGCCCCUCCCACUAACACCAUCUUGAACCACACCCAGUCCCACUUUGCCCCUCCCUCUGCUUCCAGACUGUGACUCAGUAAAAACAUCACAUUCAGCUAGGUAUUGUGAAAUGUUAAAACUGGGGAGGUUGGGAGUUAACAUUUACUGUGUAUAAUAAAGUCAAAUCUUGGUUCAGUUGUAAAAGUCUGUUCUGAGACAGCCAGAUCGCUAUAAUUUCACAGUUAUGUGUUUGUAUGUGAAAGCGUGUGUCUAUGCACACCAACACUUUUUUUGGGAAGUGCAGUUUUAUUUUAGUUUUUCCUUUUUUAAAUUGUCAAUAUUUUCCCCUUGACUGCCCAUUUUAGGAAGUGUUGGUCCCUUUACAAAAAAGCAAAAGUAAAAUAAAUUUGGAUGAUAUUUCUGGUUUUGUUCAUUUGUAUUAUCUUCAUUUUUUUUAAAAAAAAAGCUACCUCACAAUGAAAAACCAAAGUUAUAAUUUGGAUGUGAAUUAAUCAAAAGUAGCUUGGGGGACUGAAGAAAGAAAGGACAUGUCCUGGCUUGGUUCAGUCUGUCUUCAGAAGGUGCUAUUACUUUACAUCUGUCAGUCAUUAUUCCCUGGGUCCCCACACCCUCUCCCUACUAGCCUCACCAAACUCACACAGCCUGCUUCAAGGAUUCGGAAUAACCGGAUUAAUCAAAGGAAGGAGGGGCUCCUUUGGAACAGGGUGUCCUGAGCAUGAAGUGUGCAUUUGUGUGAGGGUGUGUAUAUUUUUGUUAUAA